Molecule: messenger RNA, 5370 nt
Organism: Rhincodon typus (whale shark)
Lineage: Eukaryota; Metazoa; Chordata; Chondrichthyes; Orectolobiformes; Rhincodontidae
Gene: ap3b1a
Product: adaptor related protein complex 3 subunit beta 1a
Exons: 24
Coding region: 209-3154 (981 amino acids)
Biological process (GO): vesicle-mediated transport; anterograde synaptic vesicle transport; intracellular protein transport
Cellular component (GO): clathrin adaptor complex; membrane coat; AP-3 adaptor complex
Source: RefSeq, a predicted model, not a curated record
GUGCAAGGGGCGUUUCCAUGGCAGCCGCCGGGUCAUGUGAUCUCCGUGUCAGCUGACCUCUUCCCCCCCGUCACACUUCCGGUGUCGCUCGAGUAGGGACCGGCUGGCAGGCGGCGGGGACGUUUCAACAUUGCACAGAUUAAACUAACCGUUCACAUCACUUUGGCAGCUGGUGUUUGGGGUACGGGACGAGAGCCUCAGGACGAGUAUGGCGACCAACAGCAUGUCCUACAACGACCAGACUCUGGGGAGUGAAUCGACCGAGUUGGGCCAAGAAGCCACGGCCGUGACUUCAGGAGGAGGGGCAGCAGCUGGGUUCCGGCUCUUCAGCGUAGACUACAAGAAGAAUGAAGACCUUCAUCAAAUGCUGGAGAGCAACAAGGAUUCACUAAAAUUGGAGGCGAUGAAGAGGAUUGUUGGGAUGAUUGCUAAAGGAAAAAAUGCUUCAGAGUUAUUUCCUGCUGUUGUGAAGAAUGUCGCCAGUAAAAACAUUGAGUUGAAGAAGCUGGUAUAUGUUUACCUUGUUCGCUAUGCAGAAGAGCAGCAAGAUUUGGCCUUAUUAUCGAUCAGCACAUUUCAGCGUGCGCUGAAGGAUCCCAAUCAGUUGAUUCGGGCAAGUGCUUUACGAGUUCUUUCCAGUAUUAGAGUGUCAAUCAUUGUUCCAAUAAUGAUGCUGUCUAUUAAGGAAGCUGCCAGUGACCUGUCUCCAUAUGUCCGGAAAACUGCUGCCCAUGCCAUUCAGAAACUUUAUAGUCUAGAUGCAGAGCAAAAAGAACCAUUGAUCGAGAUCAUAGAAAAGCUACUGAAAGAUAAAAGUACGUUAGUUGCUGGAAGUGUUGUAAUGUCAUUUGAAGAGGUUUGCCCAGAAAGAAUUGACCUGAUUCACAAGAAUUACCGCAAGCUGUGUAACCUGUUGGUAGAUGUGGAGGAGUGGGGACAAGUUGUUAUAAUCAACAUGCUCACUCGCUAUGCACGAACACAGUUUGUAAGUCCAUGGAAAGAGGAGGCAAUGCUGGAUGAAAAGAAUGUGGAAGCAUUCUACGAUUCUGAUGAAGACCAGAAUAAAAAUGGUGUUGCUGCUAAAAAACCAUACAUAAUGGACCCAGAUCAUCGACUGCUGCUCCGGAACACCAGGCCAUUACUACAGAGUAGGAAUGCUGCUGUGGUAAUGGGUGUUGCUCAGCUUUAUUGGCACCUUGCACCAAAGUCAGAGGUUAAUAUUGUUGCAAAGUCAUUGGUUCGAUUGCUUCGAAGCCACAGGAAAUUGAAUGUACUAUUGCCGAGUUUGCUGAUGACAAAAAUAGGUGGGAAGGCAAGUUGUAAGGAUGGCAGCAUCGGUAGACAGGUAAAUGAGGUGACGAGCAAAAACUUGACAGAAAAUGUUGUCGCAGAAAGUGUAGUUGUCAUUAAGAAACUACUCCAGACACAACCAUCCCAGCACAGUGAAAUCAUCAAACAUAUGGCCAAGCUUUUGGGCAAUAUUACAGUACCUAUGGCUCGAGCAAGUAUCCUUUGGUUGAUAGGUGAAUACUGUGAGCGUGUCCCAAAGAUUGCACCAGAUGUUCUGAGGAAAGUGGCAAAGAGCUUUACAACUGAAGAGGAGAUAGUGAAACUACAAAUUCUUAACCUGGGAGCUAAACUCUGUUUAACAAAUCCUAAACAGACAAAAUUGCUUAUGCAGUACAUAUUAAAUGUAGCGAAGUAUGAUCAGAACUAUGACAUUAGAGAUCGUACAAGAUUUAUCAAGCAGCUGAUAGUUCCAAAUGAGAAGAGUGGAGCUUUAAGCAAGUAUGCCAAGAAAAUAUUCCUUGUUCAAAAGCCAGCACCAGUCCUCGAAUCUCCAUUUAAAGAUAGGGAUCGCUUUCAACUGAGCACGUUAUCGCAUACACUUAAUACUAAAGCAAAUGGGUAUCUCGAGCUUCCAGAGUGGCCGGAGACUGCCCCUGACCCUUCAGUCCGAAAUGUGGAAGUCAUUCAGCCAAUUAAGGAACUGGUGACGCCACUAGGUAAAUUGAAAGGAAAGAAAGAUAAUUUGGGUGGCAAGUUUUACUCUGAUUCUGAGGAGCAGGAAGACUCCAGUCAAGGUUGUAAAUCUAGUAGUGAGAGUGAAAGUGACAGCAAGAAUGAAGACAGCAGUUCGAGUUCAAGUGAAGAGUCAAGCGAUAGUGAAUCGGAUAAAGAGAAACGGAAUGAAGAAAGCUUUCAUUUGACCUUUGAAUGUAAGCUACUCAAUCAUAAAGCAGUGAACUUUGAUGCUGAAGAUGAGAAAGAAGAGAAUAAAGAAGUAUCGGUUAAGGCUGCUGCCAAACAGGAAGUUUCAUUACUGGAUUUGGUUGACUUUUCUGAUGUGUCAACACCAGUUGCCGUCCCUAAACCAGUAAUGGCUUCAAGAUUAGCAGCUGAUUUGGAAGGAUUAUCACUUUCCAGUACUGCUGCUGUCAUUGAUGUGGCCACUCCAGUGUUUGUUCCUCCAAAAUCGUAUACGCUACUUCAUCGGAUGUCUGGAAAAGGCCUCGGAGCAGAGUAUCACUUUCCACGUCAGCCAUGUAUUUACAAUUCAAAAAUGGUUUCUGUUCAGAUCAUAUUAACCAAUAACUCGGAUAAAGAAAUCAGGAACAUUCGAAUAGGAGAACAGAAGCUCGCAUCAGGGAUGCGCAUACAUGAUUUCUAUGAAAUAGAGUGCCUUCAUCCUGGAACAUCAAAGACUGCUUCAAUGGGUAUUGACUUCUGUGAUUCUACACAGGCUGCCAACUUUCUACUAUGCACGUGCAAUGAUCAUUUCAAUGUCACUGUCCAACCUCCAGUGGGAGAGCUGCUUCUGCCAGUCGCCACAUCUGAAAAGGAUUUCAAGAAAGAGCAAGGAAAACUGACAGGAAUGAAUGAAAAUUCUACAGCAAUCACAGGUUCUCCACAGAAUUCCUCCAGCCAGGCGAUUGUGCAUAAGGUGGUAAACAUGGCUAAUGUUGGGGUUGUGCCUUCUGGCCAAGAUAAUAUUCACAGGUUUGCAGCUAAAACUGUGAACAGUGGAUCUUUGGUACUCAUCACAAUAGAAGUGAAGGAAGGAUCAACAAUGCAGCUGAGGAUAAACACUGAAAAGUCUGUGAUUGGUUCAGUGCUGCUCCGGGAGCUGAAGUCUGUGCUGUCUCAAGACUGACCAGGAUAUAUCUGCAAGCAAGUGUCUGGCAAACAUUGUGCUAGUCAGCCACUGCUGUUGCCUUUCAUUUUAUAAUAGAUUCCCCUCCAUCUGGCAGCAGUAUGUAAACCACACAGUUACAAUCUUGUUAAAAUCUGCUUUGAAAUUCAUUAUAUAAUUUAGCACAAUCCUUUUCUUUCGCUUGCUACUAAAGCAGCACAGUCCCAAGUAACAAACUAAACAUUGUGUGUGGCUGGAUUAAAAGAUCAGCAAAUCUUCUGUUGUAUUGUUUUGGUAUGGUGUUGAGGGGUUUUUUUUUCCUUUGAAUGAGCAAACGUUAAACAUAAGUUAACAUUUAUAACAUUUACUCUUUCAUCAGGAUUGUGUGGAACCACUACUCUUUAAGCAUUUUCAGCCGCUAUAGCUUUUUGUAUAGUUUCCAAGAAAUUAAUUCGAAAAGAAAGGAUCCAUGGUUGCAAAAUAAUCAAUGUCAGGCCAUAUAGUCCAGUGGUGAGUUUAUUGUAGAACUCUUGAAACGACUUCUCUAUUAAAUGGUGAAAACAAUAGUGCAUAAUAUUUUCUUGUGCCAAUCCCUCCCCUAAAUGGAGUCUCUUGCAAUGGUCCAAAAUUAAGAAUAAAAUUCAUCCAAAGAAAUAUAUCUUUUGCCAAAAAAAAGUUUCACCUGUUUGCUGCUUUCUCUUAUGAUACGUCAGUGCCAUUUUAGCUUAUUAAUGUUUUAGAACCCUGAUCUCAGUAUUUUGUUAAGCCUAUUUACAUAAGCUUAAUCAAAUAUGAUGCAUUCAGUUCUGGGAUUGUAUAAAGAAAACUGAACAUUGGAUAUCUGAAAUUAAAGCAGUUCUUUGAAAUCUAGCAAAAUUGAUCAGUAAAUGAAAAGGGAUGAUAAAUUAAUUAUUUGGGUGUAACUAAUUAUCAAGAUUCAUUCAAACAUGACCCCAUCAUUUUGCCAUAUUCAAACAUUAACUGGCAGCCUGUGCAUUUUAAGGAUUUUCUCAUUCUUGUGAUCUGUUUACACAUCUGCACUUCAGCAUUUGGAGGGGGAGCCCAUUUUCCCUCCGAUUCAACCUCCUCCAUUAGGGAACUUGCUUCACGUUAUUCUAGUACACCGCCUAGUGGCAGGCUUAUGAGCAACUUUGCACUAGCUCGGAAAGGAGUCACAACCACGAAGUGGUGCAGGGCUAAAAGAAAGAGGCAAAAUAAUUUCCUUUCUCACCCUUUUUGUAAUGGUUGUGAAUCAUGGCUUUCCUAAGGACUGAAAACUAGUGAUGGCUUUGAGUAGAACAGAAUCUGUGCUUUCACAUGGUAACUAGUUGCAAAGCACUGCAAAAAAUGACAUUUUACAAAUGCUUUCCCGAUGAUUAGAACUUCAUCAAGUUUAGCAGACAUGCUGUUUACAUCUUUUUGGAUGAUUGUUGCAAAUUAUAAUUUCUUGGAGACUAAAGCAGAAUUACCUAAGAAUAUUGGGGAAAAUGCAGUUUGUUAAUGCAUUAUAAUUUUAUUUUAGUGUAAAUUGGGGAAAUAAUGUAAAAUCCUGUUGACCUUUUUCCAGUUCAGAGUAAAAGGGGGAAACGGCUGCUUAUGGAACAGCCUGCUUGUAUCUUAAUCUUGAUUAUGUGCCAAUUUUCCAAUUACUAUUGUUAGUCUACAGAGAAUAGUCGCUUAUAGUACUUGGAGAUGCUUGUAAUGCUGUUUAUUUUCUUCCUCCUCCACUUGCUUCAGAAGUAAAAUACAAAAGUGAGCUUAUUAAAUUUCCAAAUGGGUAAACAGAUUCCAUCUCAGAAUUUAAUUCUGGGGCACUGAGUGCUGCAACUGGAUUUGGUGUAUAUCUCUGUGCAGUAAUUAUUUAAUGAUUAGGAUUCCAAACAGUAUUUUUCCCCUUGUUCUUGUGUAGUUGUUACAUCGGGGACUUGUGUUUGCUGGUGUACAGCUGCUUCAGUUGAUUUACAGUACUGCGGCUGUGGCCAGUCAUAAAUAAAUCCUCUUAUAUAGUUGUUAUGAACACCUGUUAGAUCAUCUGUCAGCAAAGCGCAGUUCACAUUUAUCAUGGUGCGGUAGUUAUUUUACCUCAAUCCAUUUACAGCGGACUCUGCCUCCAUCACUGUAUUACUAUUACUGCACCAUAAUCACUCGUUUCCACUUCGUGUACAACUUGCAGAUAAAAGAUUUCAGUACUUGGCAAAAUUUCAUAAAUAAAGGAGCAGUUCACUGCAGUAAAAGUU